Vollenhovia emeryi is the source of this 2164-nucleotide messenger RNA. Its product is annotated as serine/threonine-protein kinase 11-interacting protein. The transcript has 9 exons. The record is from RefSeq and is a predicted model, not a curated record. Bases 413 to 1705 code for a protein of 430 amino acids. NCBI's taxonomy places the organism in Eukaryota, Metazoa, Arthropoda, Insecta, Hymenoptera, Formicidae.
UGCCCGGCCACCAAGCCGGCAUAACUGCUUCGAUCGGUCGGUUCGCGUGUGGUUCUCCACCACGCAUUGCGUCACGCAGCCAGUCGUCGGCGACGCGCGCCCGUCUCGCCAGAGCUCGGUGGAAAACGUUCUCCUGAAGCGGCCGACGCGCCGCUCGGGGUGCGCACGAAAUACGGUGUACGGUGCGGGGGCGCACGAGCGAGUCGGGGGUGCACGGAGCGCAGUGUGCUCGCGAGGGUUGCCUGGCUGCACAGGCACGCCAGUGCAGCCGCCGGUUUACCGCCAGGCAGGGUAGUCGUGCGGCUCGACGAUGCGUCCAGCUGGGCUCAACUGAGCGCACACCGCCCCCUUGCUCCUUUUUCUUUCAUCCUGUCCGCGACUUGUCUUCGAGGGUUGAGGCAGGACGACAAAGAUGCCAGCAGCUGGUGCGGCCGUGCCGGCCGUCGCCGAGGGAGCCGAUCAGCUGGAGGACCUGGACGAGCCACCGGAAGAGCCACGUGUUCGUGUUGGUAGCGGACGGGCCGGCUUGAUGAAACCCCUGGUGGUGUUAGCUCUACCCGGGAUGUACCUCUUUUACAAGUACAGCCAGUACAGGCGGGAACAGCGCGAGUUAUCCCGCAGAAGAGUAACCGAGAGGGAGCUUCAACAUCUUCACCACAAAAUCGACAAGUUGCUGACCAAAUUAGAGGAGAACGAACCAGAGUUGGCAUCUUCGCAGGAAGAUGAGUGCGUUAUAUGUGUGAAUGCGAGGGCGACGAUGCAAACUGCACCGUGUGGACAUCGAGUGGUGUGCAGACGCUGCUUCGUCAAGACGAUACAAAUGGCGGUGUCUCAGAGGCUCUUGCCGUUGAGAUGCGUUAUAUGCAGAGCGAAGAUUCUACGGCUGAAACAGACUCUCAUUCCGCGUGACUAUUCGAUGUCGGGUAAAUCCUGGGUACUCCCGCAAAGUGCGUCGGAGUACAGCAUGGGCACAAGCGUUACAGCCGGCGUGUCCGGGCCUGGUGGCAGAUGGGGAACCGGGAGCGUACCAGCCUCUGCUUCCUUGUACUCGAUGGCCAGCGGUUCGUCCUCCAUUUCUGGAGUGUCUUCCGUCUCUUCGGCAACUUCCUCGUCCGCGCAUAGCACCGGAAGUUCUCUCGGCAAACCAACGAGGGUACGGCAACCCACAGGCGCCACUCUCAGACGUUCCCAGGCGCAAUCGAUGAAAAUGCGAAUUCAGGAGUACCAAGAUCCGCUUCAAAUCACUGAAGAAGAGGAGAUCUUGCGGGACAACCGAGAACGUCGAUUGCCACCAAUCAAAGAGUUCCAGAGGGACUACCGUGCUGGCAAAGCCUCCACUAGAAUCAGAUGCGCUCAAAAGAUCGUAACGCAGCUGGAAACAUCGCCGAGCCCAAGAGGCACAUCCGCCAUCACAACAUCGACGUCGUCGGCAUCGUCGUGCGGCCGCGCCGCGCCUAAGCGACCGGCGGCGGCGCCGAAGAUGUCGGUGGUCCAGGAAGUGCAGAAGUCGAAGAAGGAGAAAGAGCGGGAGAAGGAGCGAGAAAAGGCGGAGAAGGCGCGGCAGAAGGAGGAAGAGAAGGCAGAAAAGACUAGGCAAAAGGAGGCGAAAAAGCUGGCGAAAGAAGAGAAGAAAAGAGCGAAGAAAGAAGCGAAAGCACGGCGAAAGGAAUCUGAGGAGGCCCCUCUCUUGAGGGACGAGAAGUAAGGUCUGACUGAUCGUAUUAAAAUCUCGAGGAAGAUUUCGAGACAUCGAUCGCUGUGAUACAGAUAUCCUGAAGAGUUCUCGACGACUGACGGCAUUUUGUGAUAUCCUGUAUCCACAGAGGGUCGAUAAUAUACAUAGGAUGAGUUACGGACGUUCGUGUAAUUACGAAGACAAAUGGAGCACCGUAAAUGACAUCGCUCUGAUGCCUCUUGAAAAUUCCAGCAGCCAGCUAUCGACUAAUGAACAUGGCCUAGCGCGAAAACGGUUCUCCAAGAAACGAAUACUUGGCGCGAUUGUAGAGGUCCCGUUUGUUAAUAAAUCCAACACGCGUAUGGUUCCUUAAUUUCUUUAGCGAAGCUAUAACAGCUAACGCCAAGAAGUCGUUUUGAACAGUUCGUAACUCAUCCUGAUUUUCUCGUCAUCUUAAAAGAUAAGUUCGCGAGAAGGCGAUGAGAAGAA